This is a messenger RNA of Orbicella faveolata, 3498 nucleotides long. RefSeq lists its product as uncharacterized. The record is from RefSeq and is a predicted model, not a curated record. Lineage: Eukaryota; Metazoa; Cnidaria; Anthozoa; Scleractinia; Merulinidae.
UUGAGCAUAUUACUACAACUCACAUAUUUGGUAUGCAAGCCCUACUCUGUAGUGGAUGGACCAGUUGCAAUCAUUUAUUGAGUUUGGUUCAUUUUAGAAGACUAUUGCAUAUAUUCCAGUGUCACACGAGUCAUCAUGAUUUUUCUGCUACAAGCAAUAGAUAUUCGACGCCUUCGAGUUAAGACGGCAUUUCUUAGGACCAGGCAGAUAAUACGGAUUAGGGCAGCGCCAGUCUUGAUCCACGUGUCCUUGAAGGAAAGGUGUCGAGUACAAUGUACACAAAAUAACAGUCACGGCGAAAGAAAACAUCCAUGACGCCAAAAGAGAUGUUCAGUACAGAGAAACUGUUCAGUGGCGAAAAUGAGAGCAUAGUGAUAACAAUAGAAACGCCAGCACAACACUGACUAUAGAAGGGAGAAAGGUUAACAUUUGAGUGGUACAACUUUGAACCAGGCGAAUACAGAACUAAAACCCGAAGUAUUCAUGAGCAACACAGAAACCAAGAAACCUUGCCAUGCCAUUCACGAUGACGGUAAUAAUUGACAACAGUUAGGGAGAAUGGACUGAAAGACUUGGGGUUAAGAUUAUUUUUGAAGUUAUAAAUCUAGCAAGUACAAGCUAUUGAGAGGUAGGUGGAUCUGUUUUAGAAUUAUAUAAAAUCACGAAAAAAAAACUAUCAGAAACAGCAAAGGACUACAAAGUCGUACCACAUUUUAGUGGAAUUGUAUUAACCCCCAAGAAAUGCUUUUUGGUCACCAGAAAGUCUAAAAUUUGCAGAGCGAGUAAAGAGACUAAGAAAAUGAAAAAAUAGUAACCUUUUUUUUAUUAUUCAAAUGCUAACAUAACAUUACCACCAUUUAAACAAAGCCAUGCAAUAGUUUCGUUGGUCGUUGUAGCACACAAAAUGCCUUGGCUCGAGGAAGAGUGCUACUUUUUUCCCAAAUUGACCUUUGUUCACCAUAUUUCUAUUUUUCUAAUUGUUCUAUACCCAAGCAACCACAGAACAUUUAUUAUCUUUCCAGCAAACAGAAAAGGUUAUUGAAGAUUGCGAUCCCCAUGGCCCAACUCAUAUUUGAGUUCUACAAUUUUCCAAGUGAUCAAAGGAACAUGGGAGUUGAGACAUACAGUAACCGCGCAAUCUCAGUUUUCAGCCUUGCCCCAGAUCAAAGCAACACGCAAAUAACAGAAGCGUUCUUCCAACGUUAAUCUGCCAAAGGUAAGUAGCACGCGCACAUAAAAUCAACACACAGACAAUGUGUACCAGGAAAUACUUCAUUGGCAAAAAGAACGAGGAAAUAAAUCCCCUUACAUCUACAAAUUUGGCAUCGAUUCAUGAAGUAAACAAACGCAAUGGCAUGUUGAAUUGUUAUGGACAGAAAAGGAGAAAUGAAAAGCAAUUUAGUUGAGUAAUACUGCUCAGUUCAGCUUUCUCAGAGUCGAUUAAUGAAUUUUUCACUUUAGUGAACACUUCAGACAAAAGAAUAUCUUUGAUUUGUGUGUAUUAUGGUUAACGGCGCUUCUAUGCAAACGCUUUACACGGUGACGCAAGCCAUGACAGUGGUCCAAAUUGCUAUACUGCGCUCUAUCUCGUAAUAUAGAUUUAGGUCUCUUAGAUACAUCGUACGAUCAAUUUAUUCAUUGCAAACAACUGAAAUACUUUUUCUGCAUAUAAGGCCUAACAAAGUGUUUUACUUGGAAAGCGAAGUUUGCAUUUAGCAUUACGCCUGGAGUAGAAUGAUAGGUGUCGGUUAAUAUGACAAAAGACGAACAAAGGGUGGGAUGGGAAAAGAUAAGAAUGGAACGCAAAAACUAAAUUAUGCAACAACAAAUGAAAAAUAAGUGUCCAGCGGAUGUACCUGCCUACCUUUUCCAUAUACUGGAAAUGUGUUCAUAUUUCAUAUUAAAAUGUUCCUCCAAGAAUGUAACAAAUCAAUAUUUCUUUAUUCUUUGUUUUUUCAGAAAUGGAGUUGACGAAGAACUUGUUUGUUGCCCUGGUUGUUGUCUUGCUGAGCACAACGUCGGCCACUACCGCAACGAAUUCAUCUUCAACAAGCACUUCAAUGAGCCAAACAGAGAUUAUGGUCACACUGCUGAUUGCUCCGAGAGUUAUUAACGUCACUGCGCAGAUGAAGACGUUCUACCCUUUCAUUACUUCCUCGGACUAUCUUUAUGAGCCUCCCAUUACUCUUGGGCUUGAUCUUAACAAGGACUGUAUCGGCCAACAGCUGCAGGCAAAUGACAAGCUCGGCGCAUUGUUUUCGCAGAUGGCUGUGUUUAUUCGUCCUUUGAAUUUUGCCUUCAUGUACGAACACGAUCAAGGACCCAGCCAUAGUCGUUUGGUAUACGUUCUUGAGAUGACAAGUUUCUAUUUGAAUGACACAGUCUCUUACAUCAGGCGCAAGAUAAAAGGCAAAGGAUGGUCACUUCCUGAUUAUCCCACGAUUUCAGAAGCAAAGCUUGAUGAGCUGACUCGUGUUUACCUGAAUGCUCUGGUGCGUAGGAAUCUGGUGACUUUGACGAUCACAAAUGAUGUGGUGAAGAGAUUCCGCAACUACGUCAUUAUUUACACGCUUUACGACGUCAUCAAAGAAAUUGGUCCUUGUUUUUAGCUGGCGCGAAAGCUGGAGAGACUGGCAGAUGCUUACGUCACGGUUACAUUAGCGCCAGUAUCCAAUCUUCUCUUAGUGUAACAAAUACCAUAGACUGUAUCGUUGUGUAGCUAUAAUAAUCAGUUUUUACAAGGAAGCAAGACGUAGUCGGGAAAAAAAAAGCAGUUUCGACAAUAACUGAACAUGUUCCUCGCUGUCGUUAUAAGUCAAUAGCUUUUAAAUUUUAGUUUUUAUCAGUAAACAACAAUGGAAGAGUCUUAAGUAUUUCAUCACAAUAAUAGAGCUUAACCCAACGGGAUGACGGAAGAGGACUUGAGAUGACGGCAAAUCACAAGUGAUCGACACGAAUGCUCAAAGUCAUGGCUAAAAAAACUGCGUGGUUAAUUGAGCCGACCGAACCAUAGAAAUAUGUUGCAUACUGCCUCAUUAAUUUUUCAACAAACCCUAACUACAAUAUGAUAUCGAUCAGCGUGUAUAAUGUCUUCUUUAGGUAUUGACAAAGAGCUCUCGCUCGCUUACGUACUUCUUUGAAUGUAACGCUUCGGUUAGGGAAGGAGGAUGGCUAGAGCAGUUUACUUUCUGAAGAAAAAUUUAAAAAUAGUCAAUUUUUCUAGUAAUAAAGUGAAGUGUUUUAGUGACGUGUGACUGAGAGUUCCUAGGUACAGAAGCGUAUCUUAAAAGCUAUUGAGCGGUACAUAUUUCAUUCAUAAUUCACUGCAGAAAGAAACAUAUAUCAGCAGAUCUGAAAAAGAUAGAAGGUUUUCAUGGAGGCCCAGUUGGUGUUCCUAAGCAUUAAGAAUUAUCAUUCGAUACACUGUUUUAUUCCUUUUCAUUGGCCGAGAGUUCCCCACAAGACCUGCAAAUAACUGCCUCCAAAUAAUCGCCUGCU